Serendipita indica DSM 11827 is the source of this 945-nucleotide messenger RNA. NCBI's taxonomy places the organism in Eukaryota, Fungi, Basidiomycota, Agaricomycetes, Sebacinales, Serendipitaceae. The record is from the annotation of a GenBank genome assembly.
AUGGCUCUCGCACUCGCUGUUUACUCCUUGUCAGGCCGCGCCGCUCAGGAUCUCGCAUCCAACACGACGGAAUGUCUUCCAUCGUGCGCAAGUCAGUACAGGAGCCUACCUGGGAUAGUCUUCAGCUGUCUCACGACCGUCUUCCUGUGCAUCUGGGUGGCCCUCCAUCUUAAUGUCCCAGAACCCGUAGACACUAGAGGCAUGGGCUACUUGGCUCGGUUCAAGAUCUGGAUAAGAUCUUUCUUCCGAUGCACUGUGGUUCCAGUUUUCGUCACACUGGCGUUCCCCGAAUGGGUUCUGGGCAUUGCAGUCCGUCAGUUCUUUGUGGCAUCUCGCGUGGCCAAGGAGAUUGAUGCCACUCGUCAACAAGGUUUCUUUAUCAUCAUGGGUGGCUUUCAUCUUUUCAAACGAAGUCAAGGUCUUUCGAACAACCAAGUUGAGAAUAGGAAGGAAAACAUAGAAGAGACUCAUCCAUUGGUCGAAACCUCUGCGGUAGAAGCCCGAGAAGGUCGAGGUAGCUGUGCGCCAAGCAACAGGAUGGCCAAUCCAUUUGAAGAGGAGGUUGGAGAACCAGUUCACCCUCUUGAUCAGUUUGACGUCUGCCGUCUUCUCAAGGAUGGUAAGCUUUACCUCCCUCCUCCCGCCGAGCUGCAGGACAAGUGCAAGAGCGAUGGACUUGCAAAGUUUCUGGUUGUAGUCCAAACGCUUUGGUUCAUCACCCAAUGCAUUGGAAGAAAAGUCAGCAAACUUCCGCUCACCGAGCUCGAAGUCGUUACGCUCGGCCAUACUCUACUCGCCGUGGCAAUGUACAUCGCAUGGUGGGAUAAGCCAUAUCGGGUGACAUUCCCUAUACGUGUGUAUGAAACACCCCCAGAACGUACAAAAGAGCAAAAGGAGCUGGAGAAGAUGGAAGAUAUCAACUUUUGGCGGAUUGCCAUUUGGUAU